UAAUGUUAGGGGUUGACGGUUUAAAAAGAUAAUCUGAAAGCAUACUUUUCCGUUAAAACGUAUCCCUUUCCAGCCUCACACAAAUUAUUCCUCACAACAUUCUCUCUCUCUCUCUCUACACCAACAACAGUCAUUCACUGCAAAUUCAUGUCGGAGGAGAACGGUAGGCCGUUGCCGAAAUUUGGGGAUUGGGAUGUAAAUGAUCCUGCAUCAGCCGAGGGUUUUACUGUGAUUUUUAAUAAGGCUAGGGACGAGAAGAAGACAGGCGGGAAACCGGACUCGCCAUCGAAUGGGGAUCCUGGUGUUAAGAAUGCUGCUACGCCUGUAAAGAAGCCUCCAGCUAAGAAAUGGUUUUGCUGCAUGCAAGCACCUCAUGCAGAAUCUUAACAUGGUUGUUAGCUCGGCCUGUAGGUGCUCCGGUACUGGCCCGGCUCGACCCGAUCCAACUACUUGGAUUCUGUGUGUUACAGGGUGAGUCUUCUAAUGGGAAAAGGAAGACUUUGAAAUAUGUCUAUAUUACAGAUUGUGGAGUUCCUUGCUCUUUUGUGUGUGUUGUCUGUCAUGAGUCAAAAGCAAGGGUCAUGUGUAGCUGUUUCGACCAAUUGCUUUGGUUUUACCUUUGGAAACUUUAAUGUUAACAGAUUUUGUGAUGGAUGAUCAUUGUUUGUUGGGGUUUCAUUUGGUACUUACUAUUGGAAUAUUAUAAUUUGUAAUUAUGUAGUUUAAGUA
Molecule: messenger RNA, 729 nt
Organism: Helianthus annuus (common sunflower)
Lineage: Eukaryota; Viridiplantae; Streptophyta; Magnoliopsida; Asterales; Asteraceae
Product: protein NOI4
Exons: 3
Coding region: 148-387 (79 amino acids)
Source: RefSeq, a predicted model, not a curated record